Molecule: messenger RNA, 2546 nt
Organism: Octopus sinensis (East Asian common octopus)
Lineage: Eukaryota; Metazoa; Mollusca; Cephalopoda; Octopoda; Octopodidae
Exons: 8
Coding region: 60-2231 (723 amino acids)
Cellular component (GO): extracellular region
Molecular function (GO): chitin binding
Source: RefSeq, a predicted model, not a curated record
GCGGUGGACAGUUUCCAUUGAUUGUGCCGGAUAAAAGUGUACACGUCAAAUCGUCCAUCAUGCAAGCAAUAUGGUGGAUUGCCAGUGCUUUAUUGUUGAAUGUUGUGAAGGCGAACAGUGUCGACAGGACUUUGGUGCCAAAAGCGAACGGUCCCAGCGUGGUUGAAGCUGUCGUCGAUAAAAUUCGAGGUUCCUGUAUAUUUGAUAAUGACAGACUUUUCGUCAGAAGAAUGGCCUACGUAGAAUCGAAAGAUGGUUUCGACCACAGCACUUUCCGACCGAAUUUCUUCGGAGGAAUAUGGCAGAUCACCGAAAAGCAGUACAAUGCCGUAAGACGUUGCAGCGGCGUGUUGGCUGCACCGUGCCAAAAGAUUCAGCAAACAUUCAACAUCAACUGGUCACAGACCAAAUGGUCGGAUCUGAUGAAACCUUUGUAUUCCGGUUUAGCGACUUACCUGUACCUGCAACUGCGCGGCAAACCCAUUGCCGGGGAUGCGGCCAGCCAAGAAAGCAUCUGGCAACAUUACUUCCAUCCAGGGGUCACCAAUAACAACAACAAGUUCAAAGAAGCAGCGAAUCGAGUGUCAGUCAGCUGUGAGAAGCCGACGGAUCUUGUAUUUCUUCUGGAUGAAUCGGGAAGUGUUGGACAAGCCAACUACAACAAAGUGAAGCAGUUUCUGGAGAAGUCCAUCAACCGGCUGCCAAUAUCUCCCGGCCAGUUCCGGGUGUCUGUUACCACUUUUAGUAGCACAGCCAAAGUGCUCUUUUACUUGAAUGCUUUCACCAGCAAAAGUCAAAUGAUUCAGAAGAUCCGGACCAUGGGCUACGAUAGCGGAGGCACAGAUACGGCCGCUGGAAUCAACACUGUCGUCAACAAUGUUUUCAACCCGAGUAAUGGUGCCAAACCCAAGAAGGAUGCCCCCAGGGUUUUGGUUCUUGUAACAGAUGGUCAAUCAAAUAACCGGGCUCAGACAGUGGCAGCUGCCAAUAUCGCCAAACAACAGGGAAUUGAAAUCUUUUCUGUCGGAGUCGGCAGUAAUGUGGAUCGAACCGAACUGUUACAGGUGGCGGGAACGUGCAGUCGAGUUUUCUCCCUUGCUACGUUCGACGACAUGGACAACUUCCUUCACGAGUUGAUCAAGAAUGCUUGCGGCGCUAAAUCUACAAUUGAAAUUCCUGAUAUUCCGAGUAAUUCCACGAACUCAACUAUAAAAGAGACGGAAAUUAAGAGAAAGGUUCCAGAUAAUGGUACACACAUUGGUAUCAAAGUGACACCGAAGGGCAACGGAACAACAAUUGUGGUUGAAACUAAUUGUUCAGUGGUCAGAAUUUUCGGAUCGUAUAACGAUUCGAACCCAAGCGAAUCAGUGUUCGAGAUUACAGGAACUGCUGCUGAUGGCCGGCCCAUGGUGCUUUUCGUAAAGGCCGACAAAAACGGUCGACCCCUCUACCUGACGUUCGAAGCGAGCAAAGUGAACACCUCCCAACAAUUUUGUUUCAACGAAAGCAAUUUCCAUGUGAAGUUCCAUAAAGGAGAACCGAAAGUUGCCGAAGUCGUCUGCAUUGAAAACGGCGUGAUUCGAAACUGUACCGUUGUGGAUAUAAUUACGAGCAAAUGGUCAGAUAAACUCUGUCCACCGACAGACGUCAUAGUUGGAAGCAGCAACCCUUGUACCCCAGACAAGCUAAGAAACAAGGAACUGGUAUUUCCUUACCCCCAUGACAACACCAAAUAUCUCAAGUGUGACUUAAAGGGAAGAGUUUACGUAAUUACCUGUCCACCUGGCCUUCACUACCAUCCAAUCAGGCAGAACUGCGGUUUCGACCAUGUUACCAACCCGAAGAAAAUCAUGUCGCCAAAACAUUCCAAUCUUUGCACUUACGACAACAUCAGGCAAAACCUUUGGUUCUUCCCUUAUCCUGCCAACAAGCUUUUCUUCGUUGAGUGUGAUGUGUGGGGCCGUGCCUGGGUCGUACCUUGUCCACCAAAAACAGAAUGGAUGACAUCUGCUUCGCGCUGUGUCUCCAACGUAAAGACGACACCAAGCUCUUUACUAAACCCAUGCCGUCCCAAGGAAAUUGCCAAAGGAAUAGUUUAUUAUCCUUAUCCGCAUAAUUCUCAUCGAUACAUCCACUGCGAUGACAACGCUAAUCCAUGGGUGCAGUUCUGUCCUCCCAACAAAGUUUUUGACAUGGCAUCAAAAACAUGCGUCUCAUCUGGAAGCGCAUAAAAAGGUAGAUUUCGGCUUUCAAAUCAGUCUCCAAACUUGUACAGAGACAGGAAAAUAUUAGCCAGGGCGACAAACCUUGCUCAACUGAUUUCCUACUUUUCCGCAUUUUAAGUGUUGCUCUUUUUAUAUCUCAUAGUAACAGCAUCGAUUAUUUGCGUUAUAAUAAUAUUCAUUAGUAAUAAUUGUUAUUUUUUACAUUUACUUUUGUAGAAUCUCUAUUAUCUCUCUUUUUGAUAUCCAUUAUUAUUAUUAUUACUAUUAUUAUUAUUAUUAUUAUUAUUAUUAUUAUUAUUAUUAUUAUUAUUAUUAUCACCA